Lactuca sativa (garden lettuce) is the source of this 585-nucleotide messenger RNA. NCBI's taxonomy places the organism in Eukaryota, Viridiplantae, Streptophyta, Magnoliopsida, Asterales, Asteraceae. The record is from RefSeq and is a predicted model, not a curated record.
AUGGCAACUGCUUUGAAGAGAACCGUUAGAGAAGCCAAGAAUAUUGAGACCCAGUUAAGGGAGAAGCAUCAGGAGAGAACUGAGGUGACAUGUUUUAAGUGUGGAAAGGCUAGGAACUAUGCCACUGAGUGGACAUUGAACAAGAAGGCUUGUUAUGAGUGCAAUGAAGAAGGGCACAUUUUGAGAGACUGCCCGAAGAAGCUAUUACCAACAAGGCCCAAUGUUCCACCAAGGCCAAAAUCGAGAGCAUUCCAGAUGAAACUGGAAGCCGCAAAGGAUGCAACAAAUGUCACUUCAGCAAAUUACUCCUUUAUAUCACACAAAUUUAGUGGAAGACUAGCAUUGUCUAUAGAUAAACUUGAUAAUGCUCUAGUUGUAGAAGUUUCCAGUGGCAAAUUCAUACCAGUUAGCGAUUGCAUUAAGAACAUCGUCAUUGACUUGAACGGAAACGAAUUCCACGAGGAGUUGUUACCCAUUCAGUUGAAUGGUUUCGACGUUGUACUGGAAAUGGAUUGGCUUAGCACAAUUGAGGCCAAGAUACUAUGCAGGAAGAAGAUAAUAAGAGUAAACUCACCUGGAAAAUAG